Molecule: messenger RNA, 703 nt
Organism: Filobasidium floriforme
Lineage: Eukaryota; Fungi; Basidiomycota; Tremellomycetes; Filobasidiales; Filobasidiaceae
Exons: 4
Coding region: 1-570 (189 amino acids)
Biological process (GO): chromatin remodeling
Cellular component (GO): Swr1 complex
Molecular function (GO): nucleosome binding
Source: RefSeq, a predicted model, not a curated record
AUGUCUACUGGACGAUCAGAGCGACGCACACUCACAAUGCCUGUAACGGCUCGGAACACAAGAAAACAACCCCGGAGGCAGGCUGCGGCUCUACCGACCGAAACAUCGCGAGGCUCGAAAGACGAUGCUUUGCUAGAGUUUCGGAAUAGGAGAGUAGCGAGGCAGCUGGCAGAGCUCGAGCGUACCAACGCCCAAGAUGUCCCUGCCACUUCCUUUGCCUCACCCAUCUCGCUACAGGAGACAAUCAAACCCACAAAGGCUGCGCCGGCCGGUCUACCUGCUUCGCUCGCAAUGAUAGACGACACGAAGAAGAAUAAAAAGAAGCAGACUACCAACGUCCGUAAUCUCCUCAUGUAUAAGAAAUCACUUGCGGAAUACCUUGACGAGCUACCGGAAGAUCAUCCUUAUUUCAACGCGACGCCACCCGCAUCUAAGGUGCCAGCGAGGAAGAUCUGCAGCUCGUGCGGAUAUACAGGAGCCUAUUCGUGUGGCCGAUGCGGGGAAUACAGCUGUUCACGUCCUUGUCUAGACGUACACGAAGCGGAAGGAGGUUGCGGGAUCGGUCGAUAAUGCGACCUCUUGUGCUGGAUUGGGGCCGUGUAACAACUUUGACGAAAUUUGACGACAGCUCGGAGAAGACUAGGAGAGCAGACCAUAAAUUGAUUCGCCAUGGAAAUAGAUAAUGCAAAAGGAACGAAAUCAA